Molecule: messenger RNA, 1527 nt
Organism: Trichoplusia ni (cabbage looper)
Lineage: Eukaryota; Metazoa; Arthropoda; Insecta; Lepidoptera; Noctuidae
Product: carboxypeptidase Q-like
Exons: 3
Coding region: 8-1423 (471 amino acids)
Biological process (GO): proteolysis; peptide catabolic process
Molecular function (GO): metallodipeptidase activity
Source: RefSeq, a predicted model, not a curated record
CUCAGUAAUGAUGGAUAUUUUAUUAAAAUUAAUUAUUGUCUCUCUCUGUGUAGUUGUAGUGAAGCCAAGUGUCAUUAUACAACGCUACGAUGAUGAUUGUGUACUAGAUCCAGAAUUAGUGGAGGAAAUAGCCUCGUACCAAAAUGUGACGAAAUAUAUCGUGAAUGAAAUUAAAGCUGGUUUGGGGCAUACGAUGUAUCAAGAGUACACUGAAUUCAUAGACAAGUUUGGAGCACGUCCGUCGGGAACAGAUGUAUUAGAAAGGUCAAUAGAUCAUAUGAUAAAUCUCACAAAAAGCAAAGGACUCGCUGACGUCACUACUGAAGAACUAGAGGUGCCGCAUUGGGUACGGAUACACGAAUCGGCAUCGAUGAUACAACCUCAUCUUAAAAACAUUGCCAUUUUGGGAUUCGGGCCCAGUGUCAGCACACCACCAGAAGGCAUUACUGCUCAAGCAAUAGUCAUAAACAGUUUUGAAGAACUAGAUAAAAUCAAUGCAAAGGACAUACAAGGUAAAAUUGUAGUAUUUGAUGCACAUUUCAUUAGUUACGGCGAUACUGUUGUUUAUAGAACGCAAGGUGCAUCGAAAGCAGCCAAGAAAGGUGCAGUUGCAACACUAGUUAGAAGUAUUACACCAUUUUCUAUAUAUUCCCCACAUACGGGAGCUCAGUAUUAUGAAGAUAAUGUAACUAAAAUUCCUACUGCUGCUAUCACUUUAGAAGAUGCUGACUUAAUGAGGAGGUUGCAAGACGAAGGUGAGAAGAUAGUUCUGCAUAUAAACAUGUCUAGUACAUUUGAUACUAAAAAGUCAAGAAACACAAUCGUUGAUCUAAAAGGGACAGUGCAUCCUGAGAAAUUGGUAAUCGUGUCAGGUCAUAUAGAUAGUUGGGAUGUAGGACAAGGUGCAAUGGAUGACGGUGGAGGCAUGAUGAUCAGCUGGUUUGUCCCAGUUGUACUAAACCUACUGAAAUUGAAACCAAAGAGAACUGUCCGUGCUAUUUUGUGGACUGCCGAGGAAGCUGGCUUAGUAGGUGCUCAAGCAUACCUGAACAAACAUAUGGAUGAUCUACAUAACAUCAACUUAAUAAUGGAAUCAGAUGAAGGGACUUUUAAGCCGUUGGGGUUAGACUUUGCUGGUUCUAAAAAAGCACGUUGUAUUGUACAAGAGGUGUUGAAACAAUUUGCACCCAUAAAUAAAAUGGAGAAUAGUGGUUACCCGGGAUCAGAUAUAGUCAUAUUUGUACGGAAGGGAGUACCGGGUGCGUCUUUACUGAACCAGAAUGAAAAGUACUACUGGUUCCAUCACAGUGAGGGUGACACUAUGAACGUGCAAAAUAUAAAUGACGUCAUCGAUUGUUCUGCUUUUUGGGCAGCAUUCUCCUAUGUAAUAGCAAACCUGUCUGUAGACAUACCUCGUACAUAAAAACAGUUAUAAUAUUGAAAGUGUUUGCUUUUAAUAUAAAGUCAUUUUUAUUAUCUACGACUCCAAAAGCAACAAAACGUUUAAAUCGUAAUGACCAGAGAUGA